AUGUCUUUAUGCGAUAUUAUUCUAUCGGCCCUAGUCUCGCCCCAUCACAAGACGAGAGACUUGUCGAGUCCAUGGAUGAGUCCAACCUUGUACCAAAGAAUACAUCAGAACUAUCACUGUCGCCGCGAGGCGUCUCCUCUAACCCAAACUCCAAUGUCGUCCCAAGUCCCGCCCCAAAAUCCUAAUCAUCAGCCUCCUGUUGCAGAGAGUAGCAUACUCUCUAAUGACUGCUCAUCGCCACUAUCUCAUCGCUGCGACCUGGCGAAGGGUCUCAUGGCUGGUCUUACGUUAGCUUCCAUUUCGCUCUCGAUCCACAUUCCCAUACUUGCUAACCUCCGAAUUUGUGAGUCUUUCCGCGUCUGCCCGGGGGAUCGUCCUUCCCAGGAUCUCUUGGCUGCCACACUAUCAUCUUCGGCGAAGAGUGCUCGUCGAAGGUACCAAAAAGCUGUCCUGGAAAGAUUGUGGUUUGCGGUGGAAUUGAGUGAGGAUGAUGGCCCAUACUCAGACACUUGCUUGGCGGUUUGGAGUAUGAAGACACUGGAAAUGAUUAAGGCCUCUUUAUAUGCCAUUCUCAAACUCGGCCCUGCAUUGCCUCUUGGCUCAUAA
Pseudocercospora fijiensis CIRAD86 is the source of this 606-nucleotide messenger RNA. RefSeq lists its product as uncharacterized. NCBI's taxonomy places the organism in Eukaryota, Fungi, Ascomycota, Dothideomycetes, Mycosphaerellales, Mycosphaerellaceae. The transcript has 6 exons. Bases 1 to 606 code for a protein of 201 amino acids. The record is from RefSeq and is a predicted model, not a curated record.